Molecule: messenger RNA, 3538 nt
Organism: Ziziphus jujuba (common jujube)
Lineage: Eukaryota; Viridiplantae; Streptophyta; Magnoliopsida; Rosales; Rhamnaceae
Product: cationic amino acid transporter 1-like
Exons: 4
Coding region: 1126-2970 (614 amino acids)
Biological process (GO): transmembrane transport; amino acid transport
Cellular component (GO): plasma membrane
Molecular function (GO): L-glutamate transmembrane transporter activity; L-lysine transmembrane transporter activity
Source: RefSeq, a predicted model, not a curated record
GUGUGGUGGUAUACUAGGAGAAAAUUAAUCAUUCAUAUAUAAUGUCCACUAGGAUGCAUAUAUAUAUAUAUAUGGUUGUGCCAGGGGAGCCAUUAAUUAAUUUUCCUAUUUUAUGUUGAUCACCUUUUCUUUUUCUUGAACUUUUUUUUUUCUUUUUUAAUUGUUAUAUGCAUUACCUUUGGGGUACUUCUUGUUUCUCUACUAAUAUAUGAAAUAUGUCACAAGUUAUAUUGAUAAAAAUCUAGUAAUACAAAAUAUAACAAAUCGGUAGUUGGCAGGAUUUGUCUUAGUAUAUAUACCAUAUUUAAAUAUGUAUGUAUAUAUAUAUACAUAUUACCUAAUUAGAGGACGUACGUAAGAAAUACACAAUGUAUAAUAUUUGAAAUGGUGAACUAAUUUUAUACAUAUUGCAACUAUAACUAAAACCAAAUCUAUGCAUCCCUUAAUUAGUUUGCAUCCAAUGAGAUGGGAGGAAGUGCGAUGCUUCAACAUUUCUAUGAAUGCUCCCGACCACAAGUGUUCACAUUGACGUGGCUUAAAUGAUAGCCAUAUAUGAUAUAUGCAAUGCUCUUCAAUGGUAAUAACCACCGCCACCUCAUGAAACACCACCACUUCAAUUGCUAGCUAGCUUAAUUUGAUUUUCUUGAUGAAGAUAAUCAAACAGAUACCCUGUAGAAUCAAACAUUCAAAUUCAUCAUUUUUUUUUUCUUUUUUAAUGUAACGAUCAAAUUUUGUACCCCACAAGCCAGUAAAUCCAAUAAUAUUGCUCUGGCAAUAAUAAUAGAUUAAUCUUUGAAUUAUUGGAGUGGCAGCUGAGUGCUGUUUUUGCUAUUUGUGGUUGUUGAGUUUCAUGAUCUGAUCGGUUUAAUUACCAAGAGUCCGAUCACACCUUCCUUUAUGAUCAGAUGGGUAUAAGGAGAGAUACUUAUCCUCCAUAGACCAGGUGAUUUUGAGGAACAAGUAGUGAGACGCAGAGCACCCAGCAUGUGCAUGUCUCCUAUGGAGUUAGGAGACUUUGGGGCUUUAAACAAUCACUUGAAUUUUUUUUGGAAAUUACACCACCAAUUUCAAUUUCAUGGCUUCCAAUAAGGAGGAGGAGGAGGAGGAGGAGGAGGAGGAGGAAGGAUGACUAUAUAUCAUCAUAAUAUUAAUAACAAUAAAGAUGGAGGAGGUGGGAUGAAAUGGUCGCACAUAAGGAAUACAUUUCUGCCAGAGGAGUCGUUCAGGAGCUGGGGAAAUUAUGCGAGAGCCCUCAAAGACACCCCAUUUCGUUUCAAGGAUCGGUUGCUGGCCCGGUCGUCGGAUACCACGGAGCUGCUGGAAAUGAAGGCAUUGAGCCGGCACGACAUGAAAAAGUCCCUCAACUGGUGGGAUCUCUUAUGGUUCGGCAUCGGUGCCGUCAUCGGUUCCAAUGUCUUCAUUCUCACGGGACUCGAGGCCAAAUAUCACGUCGGCCCAGCCGUCGUCAUUGCCUACUUCUUUUCGGGGGUGUCGGCCAUGCUUUCUGUUUUCUGUUACACCGAGUUUGCAGUGGACAUCCCUGUCGCAGGUAGCUCAUUUGCUUACCUAAGGGUAGAACUGGGAGACUUCAUCUCCUUCAUCGCAGCAGGCAACAUCCUGCUGGAGUACGUAGUUGGUGGGCCGGCAUUCGCACGAGCUUGGACUUACUACUUCGCUGCUCUCUGCAACCACAAGCCCGACGAUUUCCGCAUCACAGUGGAUGCUCUUCCCGAGGACUACAAUCAUCUGGACCCCAUUGCAGUCCUUGUCCUCCUCUUCAUCUCACUCCUCACCCUCACCACCACCAAGGGCUCUUCCCGUUUAAAUUCCAUCGCUUCCAUAUUCCAUCUUCUCGCCAUUCUCGUCAUCAUCGUUGCGGGUCUCGUCAACGCCAACCCAAAGAAUUACACCCCUUUUACUGUUCCUUUUGGCGCCGGCGGGGGUAUUUUCAGGGCUUCCAAAGUGGUCUUCUUUUCGUACGUGGGAUUCGAAGCUGUUCCAACCAUGGCAGAGGAGACGGAGAAUCCAGGCCGGGACAUCCCCAUCGGCCUCAUCGGCUCCAUGUUUAUUGCCACCUGUUUGUACUGUUUGUUGGCCAUAACAUUGUGCCUCAUGCAGCCAUACAACCAGAUCAACACCAACGAUCCCUUCUCCUUGGCAUUCGAAACAGUUGGAAUGGGAUGGGCCAAGUACCUCAUUGCUGCUGCCGCUUUGAAAGGCAUUACCAGCGUUCUGCUGGUGGCAGCAUUGGGCCAGGCCAGAUAUCUCACUCAUAUUGCAAGAACUCAGAUGAUGCCCUCGUGGCUCGCACGUGUCAAUGAGCGCACUGGGACUCCUGUCAAUGCCACUCUUACCAUGCUUACUGCCAACGCUUUCAUUGCCUUGUUCACCAGCCUAGACGAUCUCUCCAACCUGCUCUCCAUCGCCACGCUCUUCAUUUUCAUGCUGGUGGCCGUUGCUCUUCUGAUCCGCCGCUAUUUCGUGGCCGGAGUGACCACAAAACUGGACCGGAUCAAGCUCAUCGUAUGCCUGGUGCUCAUACUGGGGUCCUCAUCCACUGCCAGCGCAACCUACUGGGGUUUGAAUAAUCAGAAUGAAAAUGGCGGUGGUUGUUGGAUUGGGUAUGUGGUAUCUAUGCCGUUCUGGUUGAUAGGAACUGUGGGGCUGUGGGUGUUCGUUCCGCAGGCAAGGAGUCCAAAACUGUGGGGGGUGCCAUUAGUCCCGUGGUUGCCAUCGGCAUCUAUAGGGAUCAACAUAUUCUUUCUUGGGUCGGUAGAUGUAAAUUCGUUUAUUAGGUUUGCGGUGAGGACGGGGAUUGUGUUGGUAUACUAUCUUUUAGUAGGAGUGCAUGCUUCCUUCGACAAAGCAAAGGAAUAUGAGAAGAAGAGGAUCAAAGAGCUGCAUCACGACACCAACCCAUUUGAAAAGAACCUUCAACAACUGCCCCCGGUUGUUCCCUUAGGUUCAUAGGACGACUUCAGCUAUUAGAAUACAUGCGGUUGUAACAAGUCAAGGCACUAUUUCAUUUCAUAUCACGAUGGGAUUCCCAUUUUUCUUUUUUUCCCAAAAUGGGAAAGUUUGUUACAUUUUUAUCAUUAUCUAAAGUCGGCUUGUAUUUAUAUUGAUAUGGUUGAAUUAAUUCUGAAGGAAAAUGAAAUUUGCUGCUGAUGAUGAAUCCUGAAAAACAACCCUUAGUUUAUAGAGUUUUGGGCAACAUGGAAGUCAUUAUAAACCAAGUUAAAAUUUGAAUCCUAGAUCAAGAGAUGUAUUGUUAGAAUUUAUAUAUUGUACUUUUAAAAAGGAAAAAGGAAUAAAAAAAUAAAAAAAAAAGGUUGUUGCUAGUAAAAGUUUUUAAAAUGUAAUUUUAAUGUGUUUGGGGGAUUAAAAAAAACAAAAAAAAAAAAAAAAAAAAAGAACAAGAAAUUUUUGGUGACUUUUCAUGUCUAUUUUCUAAUAUUGCAUAAGAAAAUAUAAAGAUAGGUGUUAUAAUUGUAAUUUACUAAUUUUGUUUUAUUCGCAAUUUUCCAAGUCCUUUAUU